Messenger RNA from Olea europaea var. sylvestris, 1152 nucleotides. RefSeq names its product 3-hydroxyacyl-[acyl-carrier-protein] dehydratase FabZ-like. The record is from RefSeq and is a predicted model, not a curated record. The transcript has 4 exons. Lineage: Eukaryota; Viridiplantae; Streptophyta; Magnoliopsida; Lamiales; Oleaceae. Bases 267 to 875 code for a protein of 202 amino acids. Gene Ontology annotation, molecular function: hydro-lyase activity. Gene Ontology annotation, biological process: fatty acid biosynthetic process.
UAUGCCUUCUCUUCGGUCUCUCCGCCUCCUCUUUGUCGCACUUCCCUCCCAACUGUCUACUCACGCAACUCACCCACUUGUCCGGCCCUCGUUAUUCUCGCCCCAUCUCCCCGUUAUAGCAUUCAUUCAACACUACACUCGUCACUUUCUUCCCAAAACUCACAUACUUUACAUAUACCAUCAAAAUAGCAUCCACACCUCUUUCCCAACGGUUCUUCAUUCCCAAUCCGCACACCUCAAUCUCCAAGAAAAGCAUUGAGAAUGCGAUGCCGUUUUCUUUUUCCGCGAAUCAAACCCUUAGUUUAUCCAGAUCCCGUAUUUUUUCCACCCAAUUUAAGAAGACCCACAAAAUGUUUGUUGGUAACUGUGUUUCCACUAGCAAUGAUGGCACCUGUGCUGAAACCCCAAUUGAACUGAAGUACCCGGCAUUUCCUACUGUAAUGGACAUUGAGAAGAUUCGCAAAAUUUUGCCUCACCGAUUUCCAUUUUUGCUGGUAGAUAGAGUUGUUGAGUACAAUCCUGGGGUGUCCGCUGUGGCUAUCAAGAAUGUGACAAUAAAUGAUAAUUUCUUUCCUGGGCAUUUCCCUGAGAGGCCAAUUAUGCCAGGUGUGCUCAUGGUUGAGGCAAUGGCUCAGGUUGGUGGUGUGGUUAUGCUACAACCAGAAGUGGGAGGCUCGAGGGAAAAUUUCUUCUUUGCUGGAAUUGACAAAGUAAGAUUCAGAAAGCCAGUCGUCGCAGGAGACACCCUAGUUAUGAGAAUGACACUUGUCAAGCUGCAGAAACGCUUUGGAAUAGCAAAGAUGGAAGGGAAAGCAUAUGUUGGCGGGGAAGUGGUCUGCGAAGGUGAAUUUUUGAUGGCUAUGGGCAGUGAAUGAUUAUUUCCCACCAAUAUGGUCGUAUUUUUUGCAGCACCAGUUGUUUUUUAAUUUUCAUCUCUCCUUGUCUCUCUUUCUGUAUGUGUUGGGAAAACAUUGUGCCUCUUUUUUCAUUUCUUUUCCAUUGGAGAGUUAUCUAGGAUUAUUUUUUUUCUUCUAAUGAAUUGUUAGAGACUAAAUAUUGCAAGCUUAAAAGUAACUCCAGGUUACUUUAAACUAGAUUUGUGUUAUGUUUGCGUGCUUGAAACCUCACUUUUAAGUCACCUAUUUUAUCAAA